Molecule: messenger RNA, 964 nt
Organism: Chionomys nivalis (European snow vole)
Lineage: Eukaryota; Metazoa; Chordata; Mammalia; Rodentia; Cricetidae
Exons: 3
Coding region: 206-889 (227 amino acids)
Source: RefSeq, a predicted model, not a curated record
UUGUGGUUAGGGGGGAUACAGAACCCACAAUCCUGUACAUGCCAGGAAAAUGCUCUACCAGAAAACUACAUUCCCAGUCUAACACGCACAUUUUAAAAGAAAACAUCGUUGUCAUUGCGAAAUCGCUCGCUCAGUGGACGCUUUGCUUCCCUUACUAACGUAAACACGGAACUGUGUCAGCCACGUGCCAACACAUCUCGCUGCAAUGUUUUGUGGUGCCACCCAGAGCACAAAGCCACCCUCGAGACAGCAAGGGUCUGACCCAGAUGUGACCAGAGCUGGCCUCCUGGCCGGUCAAGUCCAACGGAAGUCUCCGGAGUCCCGCCCGCUCGCCCACGUUCCCCGCUCGCCCCUCCCUCCAGCAGCACCACGUUUCCUGUCAAAACAAACGCUUGGGGGAGGGGACUGUCAGGGCAGAGCCCAGCGACCGAGAAACCCGGCAACAAGCCCCAAACACAGGCCGAGGUCCGGUCCGGCUGGGCUCCACCGCGGCUCGGCCCCACUCUCCGGGAUCGGGGGCAGCGGGGACGGCAUCACUGAGUGCCCGGAGCGUCUCGCGGCCCCAGCGCAGUCGCUGGCACGCACCCAAAGGGUUGUCAUCACGGCCCAGCGGACCCAGAGCAGCCUGGACACCGCCGCCACUGCGCCCCCACUUCAGAUCCCGAGUCGGGGGGAGCAAAUGCCCGGACUUCGGAGCCCUCCCACUGCCCUGAGGAGAAGCGGUCCCCGCAGAUCCCAUGGCCCCUCCCCUGGGAUGGGUUUACAUAGUGACGGCCGAGGACGGCUCGGAUUGAAAGCCGUUUGGACGGGAGAAGACAUACUCCCCCGGCUCACUGAUGGUACUAGAGAAUGGAUGGGAAAACAAGCCAAUAUUCGAGGGGGUUUGUGAUCGAGAGCACAGGGAAGAAAAGCAAGCUGACUAAUACGGACACUAGAAAACAAGGCACGGAAUGUUCAAACAGCA